GCGUGGUCUCAAUUACCAUGGCGACCGAAUGCCACAGUAGCAGUCGGCAGCAUUAGGACUUACAGCUCUCCUGGUAGGUAGCUAUGGACCCAAGGACGCUUAUCGUGAAGCUAUCAUCAGUUUACAGGUCAAGGAGUUCCAGGUCGAUCACUUCUAUGCUCUCACUGUAAAGGUCCAGCUGUCAAAAUGUCGAACAAAAUGUCAACCAUUAGUCAUGGAAGGCGUUCACCUUCACUCAAUCAAAGUCAUAGGCCAGUGGUAUCAACACAAUCACGUACUCCUCAUAGACCUCCCAUUACUACUGAUUCAAGAACUAUUGUAAACAGAGUGAGAGAGAAAGUAUCUCAACCUCCUUCAUCACCAUGCCUCUCCGAUGCAAGGAAGAAACGACAAAAUGAGAGACGAACUGAUCCCAAAUCUUCUCCUGUUCAUUCUUAUUCUGCCCCUCACUACAACUACUCCUCUUCCUCAUCUUUUAGAACUCCUAUCACUGGUACUAGCUCUCAUAAUAUAGCUCACGAUAAACGAAGCAGUCAAUCUCUCAAUACUCAAAGGGUCAAUAGUGAUGGCCGCUAUCAUCACCAUCAUGGGGCAUUAGCUAAUAGUGUGCUUCAUAAAACGACGCCUCUCUGGAAUGCAGAGAGAGAAACCUUGGUGGAAACAAACUACCUUUAUCGUAGUCACCCGGCUCAACCCCAUACUAGUUAUACCUCCAGUUAUACAGGUAUUAGCUCACCUAGUCUGAAACCACGAACCAGCUCCAUAUCACAGACACAGUCUCAGACCUAUGCCUCUUAUUCACCUUCUUUUAAUCACACCACAACCAUUGCUCCUGCUAUAGGAGACACUACUGGGGUAAGACACAUUCAUCGGGGUAGCCAUUCAGUUGAUAGUAUUCCUGUGGCUGGAAUAAGAACUUCACCUGAAAGUUCUGUAUCUCCUCUGCCUCGGAUACCAAAGAGGCCAUCAAUAGAUCUCGUUUCGGCACAGCUGGACAGUAAAGUGUCCAGCAGGAAGAUAGUGACAGUUCCAUCAUUGCUUACAUCACAUAGUGGACUCCUGGGUCUUUACAACUCUGGAAACACAUGCUACAUGAACUCGGUCCUUCAGUGUCUGAGUCACACCAGACAAAUGACAGAGUUCUUUCUCUCGGGAGAUGCAAAGGCAGAGGCUGCAGAAGCAACUAGAACCAAAGCAAGAAGGAGUUCACUCGUUAACGCUUAUACAGAAUUCUUAGAGCAGAUGUGGAAACCAAAAGAUGAUAAAGCAGUAACGCCUAACCAUUUACGCUCAGCAAUGUCUUCCUUAAUUCCAAUGGUCAGGACUAGCGAACAACAAGAUGCUCAAGAGUUCCUCCAGUUUUUACUGUGUUGUCUACACGAGGAGACAAAUAAGCCAAAAAAGAGACUAGAGUCUUCAGAAUCCUCAUCAUCGACUAACCUUACUCCUAGUGAAUUGGCACGCUCAUCUUGGAAGAGGAGUCUGAGCUAUGACAACAGUUACCUCUCAGAUCUCUUCAUGGGUCAAGUUAGAAGUACACUAACUUGUACUACCUGUAGGAACACAUCCUUGAGUUUUGAGUCGUUCUGGAGUCUUUCCUUACCAUUACCCUCAAAAUCAAAAUCGCAUUCAAGUUCCCUAUUCAUCACUAUAUCCGACUGUUUCCAGUUAUACUCAGCAGAAGAGAGACUAGAUAGUGAUAAUCAACCAGUAUGUACCAAGUGUAAAUCAUCACAGCCAAGCACAAAGAAACUAGAUAUUCAGAUAUUUCCAAAAAUUCUCAUAUUACAUCUUAAAAGGUUCACGGUUCGAAAUAGAUAUUGUACCAAACUGCCCUCUAAUGUAAAAGUACCAACUACUGUCACUGUCGAGGAAAUAGCAGUUGAUAAAGAAUCUGUUAAAUCGUUCAAAUAUGAAUUGUAUGGUAUCAUAAAUCACUCCGGUACCAUUUCAUUCGGUCAUUACAAAGCUGAAUGCAAGCACAGUGGAAAGUGGUACACCUUCAAUGAUAGAGUUGUGACAUCGUCUUCAGAGGCAAUGAUAACAAAUCCCUCUGCAUCUCCAUAUGUACUCUUUUAUGAAAAAAUCGAUCGAUAAAUUUUAAUAGAAGUCUCCAGAUACUUUGGAUAGCACGUAACUAUUGUUGCUGGUUCAACCGAAAUUUUAUUUUUUGUAUCAUUCCCUUUAUCAGUGUAUAUUUAUUGCUUCAAUCAAGACUGGUACUUGAUCAGUCAAUCAGCAUUGUACUGUUUUGUGUUAAUAAUAA
Messenger RNA from Amphimedon queenslandica, 2266 nucleotides. RefSeq names its product ubiquitin carboxyl-terminal hydrolase 2-like. The transcript has 11 exons. Gene Ontology annotation, molecular function: cysteine-type deubiquitinase activity. NCBI's taxonomy places the organism in Eukaryota, Metazoa, Porifera, Demospongiae, Haplosclerida, Niphatidae. The record is from RefSeq and is a predicted model, not a curated record. The coding region runs from base 187 to 2097 and encodes 636 amino acids. Gene Ontology annotation, biological process: protein deubiquitination.